Choloepus didactylus (southern two-toed sloth) is the source of this 954-nucleotide messenger RNA. Its product is annotated as N-acetyllactosaminide beta-1,6-N-acetylglucosaminyl-transferase-like. The coding region runs from base 1 to 954 and encodes 317 amino acids. Gene Ontology annotation, molecular function: acetylglucosaminyltransferase activity. Gene Ontology annotation, biological process: transforming growth factor beta receptor signaling pathway. Gene Ontology annotation, cellular component: membrane. The record is from RefSeq and is a predicted model, not a curated record. NCBI's taxonomy places the organism in Eukaryota, Metazoa, Chordata, Mammalia, Pilosa, Megalonychidae. The transcript has a single exon.
AUGGGAUCCUGGAAACGCUGUAUUUUCAGCUUGUCUAUCAUUAGUGCCCUGAUUUUUGUGUUUGUUUACAAUAACAAGUUACAGGAGAAUAAGCGUUUUCUGAAGGCAGCACUGUCAAACACUUCACUCUUGGUAGAAGUCUGCCAUCAGAUUUUUACGGGGAAGGUUUUCUACCUAACAGAAAAUGCAUUGAAAACGACCUUCAAUGCAGCUACCUGUUAUGAGUACAUGGUUCAAAGUCACUAUAUAACAGAAACUCUCUCUGAAGAAGAAGCUGCAUUCCCUUUGGCUUUCACAGUGACCGUCCACAAAGACUUUGAAACGUUCGAGAGGCUUUUCAGGGCGAUUUACAUGCCCCAAAAUGUCUACUGCGUUCACGUGGAUGAGAAGGCGGCGGAGACGUUUAAAGAUGCGGUGAAGCGGUUACUGAGCUGCUUCUCCAAUGCUUUUCUGGCUUCCAAGCUGGAGCCCGUUGUCUAUGGUGGGAUUUCCAGGCUCCAGGCUGAUCUCAACUGCUUGGGAGACCUCGUGGCCUCCCAGGUUCCCUGGAAGUAUGUGAUCAACACCUGCGGGCAAGAUUUCCCCCUGAAAACCAACAGGGAGAUACUUCAGUACUUGAAAGGGUUUAAAGGGAAAAAUAUAACUCCAGGGGUGCUGCCCCCUGAUCAUAUAAUUGGACGGACUAAGUACGUCCACCGAGAAUUCUUGAACAAGAAAGAUUCCUAUGUGAUUAAAACAACAAAAUCAAAAACGCCACCUCCUCACAACAUAACCAUUUACUUUGGCACUGCCUAUGUGGCCCUCACAAGGGAAUUUGCUAACUUUGUCCUCCAAGAUCAACGUGCACUUGACUUACUCUCCUGGUCCAAGGACACCUACAGCCCGGACGAACAUUUCUGGGUGACACUCAAUAGGAUCCCUGGUAUGUAUGUCUCUCAAGUUUUGUUUUUGUGA